Molecule: messenger RNA, 2423 nt
Organism: Acipenser ruthenus (sterlet)
Lineage: Eukaryota; Metazoa; Chordata; Actinopteri; Acipenseriformes; Acipenseridae
Product: tyrosine-protein kinase Blk-like
Exons: 13
Coding region: 548-2029 (493 amino acids)
Biological process (GO): innate immune response; cell surface receptor protein tyrosine kinase signaling pathway; cell differentiation
Cellular component (GO): extrinsic component of cytoplasmic side of plasma membrane
Molecular function (GO): signaling receptor binding; non-membrane spanning protein tyrosine kinase activity; ATP binding
Source: RefSeq, a predicted model, not a curated record
CAGUGAUACGCGAAAGGCUUGUGAAAAAUACUAUCGCCAGAACCUGUUCAUAACACUACUGGACUUCUGUACAUCUCAAAUGAAGGAGCAUUUUACGAAACACAGAGCCGUCCUUGCCGUCCUCUUAAUUGCAUCCUCCCUUGUAAUGUUCAUAUGCUAACUGAAGACUCUGCAGAGUUUCUUUCAAACCUAUACCCAGAUGAUGUCAUAUCCACUUUGGCAAUAAUGGAAUCCGAAAUUGCAACAUGGUCUAAACGGGCAAAUACUUGACCUGUUCCACAUAGAUGCUUUGAAUAACUGCAACAAAACAUUUCUUUACGAACAUUUCCAGCUACUGCACAUUUUUGCAACACUCAUGUGGAGAGACGCUUCUCCAGAUUGUCAAGAAUUAAAACUAAAUCGAGGAAUAAAAUGUCAGAAUCUAGACUGAACGGACUGACUCUGCUCUCAGAACACAGAAACAUUGAAGUAUCCCCUGAUGAAAUAAAAAAAAAACACAUUUUCAGCUGGAAACAGAAGAUUAGACAUGGUUCUGUAAAUUUCAAGGAUGGGUUGCACUGGCAGUAGUCAGCAGAAGGCGCAAAACAAUCAGUUCGGUGGAGCAAAUGGGCUGCCAGACAAUACAUACCCCCUCCGUGGACCUCUUGCUCUUCCAGUUGAUCCGAGAAUACAUCCUCCAGAACAUGAUGAGAAAAUUGUUAUUGCUCUGCACAAUUAUGAGCCAGUUAACGAACAUGACCUGCAGUUCAAUAAAGGGGAUAAACUUAAAAUUUUAAAAGAUAAUGGGGACUGGUGGCUGGCAAAGUCCUUAGUAUCUGGAAAGGAGGGGUAUAUUCCAAGUACUUAUACAACACGACUGGAUACCUUGGAGGAGGAAAGAUGGUUCUUUAAAAAUUUAAGCCGGAAAGAAACGGAACGGCUGCUCCUCGCCCCAGGGAACAAACCAGGAGCCUUUCUGAUUAGAGAGAGUGAAACAACCAAAGGAGCCUUCUCCCUGUCUGUGAGGGAUCCCUCUUCAUCACACGGAGAUGUAGUCAAACACUACAAGAUCCGUUCUCUAGACAAAGGUGGCUAUUACAUCUCCCCUAAGAUUUCCUUCCCUUCUCUGAAACAGCUGGUGCAACAUUACUCAAAAGAAUCAGACGGUCUGUGCCAGCGACUGACGCUGCCCUGCAAAGCUCCAGUACCCCUGACACCAUGGGGGCAGGACGAGUGGGAGAUCCCCAGAGAGACCCUUAAGAUGGUGAAAAAACUCGGCGCAGGGCAGUUUGGGGAGGUGUGGAUGGGAUAUUAUAAGAACAACCAAAAAGUUGCCAUCAAGUCCUUGAAGGAAGGCAGCAUGCCCGCUGAAGCUUUCCUGGAAGAGGCCAACCUAAUGAAGCAAAUGCAGCAUAGCAAGCUGGUGCAGCUCUAUGCUGUCGUUACCAAGGAUCCGAUACUAAUUGUUACGGAGUUCAUGGUGAAUGGCAGUUUACUAGACUUUCUGCAAACCGAUGAAGGACACAGACUGCAGCUUCCAAAACUGAUUGACAUGUCAGCACAGAUUGCAGAGGGAAUGGCAUACAUUGAGAUGAAGCAUUACAUUCACAGAGACUUGCGUGCUGCCAACAUCCUGGUUUCAGAAACACUGACAUGCAAAAUUGCAGACUUUGGCCUUGCCAGGAUCAUUGAGACUGAAUACACAGCACAGGAGGGUGCCAAAUUCCCCAUCAAGUGGACAGCACCAGAGGCAAUCAACUAUGGCACUUUCAGCAUCAAAUCAGACGUCUGGUCUUUUGGGGUUCUACUCACAGAAAUUGUUACAUAUGGAAGGAUACCUUACCCAGGCAUGACCAACCCUGAGGUCAUCCGAAACUUGGACAAGAACUAUAGGAUGCCUUGCCCUGAUGGCUGCCCCAUUGAGCUCUAUGACAUAAUAUUGAAGUGCUGGCAAGAGAGACCAGAAGAUAGGCCCACCUUUGAAUACUUACAGGUCACCUUGGAGGACUUCUAUAUAUCAACAGAAAGACAAUAUGAGAUGCAGCCAUAGUAUCAACAGUCGACUAGUUUCUGACUGGAAAGCUUCAGCCAUCACAGGAUUCGUGAAGUCAUGGAUGUUUGUAUAAGUCUUGAACAUUUAUUUUUUCAUCCAGUGACCAAUUGUUACACGUAUUGUAACCAUCAUGGCAGUAGCCUGUGUUACCAAGGGUUAUACAAUGUUUGUUAACUUGACAUUUUUUUUAUGUUUUAGUUCUUUAUGAAGUAUUUCUUUCUCUGUCUUUACAGUGAACAUAGUCUAAGUCGUUGACAUGCUGAUGCCUGUUAGUGCAAGGUAUAAAGAACAAGGACACACAAUCUAGGAACGUUUUGCCAUGGUCUAAACUUCCAAACCUUGUAUAUUACUGUAUUUUCAAGUAAUGUAAAAUAAAUUAUUUGAUAUUCAA